UCGAAAUUGUGUAUUUUAAUUAGUAACAAAUACAUAUUUUAAUCUAAUUAAUACUUAUCUGUUUUAGAUUGAUAAUUUUUUAUUUAUAUUUCUGUUAUUGCUAUAUUAUCUCUACUUUCUUAUCAGUUUGAAAAAAUACACAGGUACUUUAUAAGAGGUUCUGCCAUAUGAUUUCUGUCAAAAAGUGGAAUCAAGAAGAACAUUUGCAGAUACUCGAAGAUAUUAAUAUUAUUAUUCGUCCAAUAAAGUUUAAAUUAAUUUUAUCAUCACCUUCCGAUAAUAAAAGUAUAUCAAUUGGAAUUUGAUUAAUGACGUCGUCACAACAAUAAGUAUAGAUUCAUUCAUUGAUAAGAUUAUAAAGCUGAAGUUUAUUUAGUAUUAAUCGUCCUGAUGUCUGAAUGACUUCAUUAGAAAUAUAGACAUUUUUUUUAUUUAUUUGUAACUAAUCAAACCUAUACAACAAUGGUUCUGAAAUGUGGAGUGAUAUUUACAUGUGUUGUGGUGUUAUUGCUUCAGGCACCAGAGAGUGUAACAGCAAAAAUUUGUAUACUCAGAGAACGCAAUUUUACCAGCGAAAUUUGGGAUUUUUGGACGGGUUAUUACUGCUACAAUUACACACCGGACUUUCGACUGAAUUUCAGAUAUACAAACAUCACCGGUUAUAUUUUGAAUGGUUCUCAAAUUCCAGUAGCUUUGAUUCCUGACGAAGAAACCCAAUACUUCUCUUUCCACUACAAAGAUCCAACUUCUUUACAAUAUCUCAGAAAGUCUUUUCAAACAGAUCAUUUUUUCGGUUUGUGGAUAAACUGUUGUGAAGAGGCCUCUGACUGCUGUGAAAAUUCCAUGACAGAUGAAAAUGUUUAUCCAACCGAAGAAUACCCCUGUCCGGCUAUUUGGGAUGGCUGGACUUGCUUCGAUCCUGCAAAAGCUGGCACCAUCCAAAAAGAGACUUGCUCCAAACAAGCUUACUCCACAGAAUCUGACGUAUGUGAACUCCAAAGCGAAAAAACAUGUUUUGCAAAUGGUACCUGGAACCAAACGACAGACUAUGGAGUUUGUGCCAUAGCACCAGUCCUUCGACACAGACAUACUUUCAACGUCAUCGCGUUAGCCAUUGCUACGGUGAUAUCUUUCCCAGCGGUGGUCAUUUUUUUCAGUUUGCGUACGUUCAGAAAAAAUCUGCGUUACAUUAUGCACAGGAAUUUAAUUCUGAUUAUUGUUAUCAGAAACUUGUUAACUAUCAUGUCCAAACAGAUCAUUAUUUUGGAUGCUCUUAACUCGACUGGAACUACCGUAAUGGACGAAAAUAGUGUGGCGUGUCGAGUUUUGGCGUUUUUUGAAAAUGCUGCCAAAAAUGGAAUGUUUGCAUGUAUGCUUGCGGACGGAUUUUACCUUCACAAGCUUAUUGUUAGAGCUUUUGCAAACGAACCCAGUUUAACAUACAUUUAUGUUGCCGUUUCAGUUUUGUCGUUUCUACCAUCGCUUAUAUGGGCCAUCGUGCGUAACGAUCAUGGAGCAAAAGACUGUUGGAUGGUUGACGAUACCAACGAUCAGUGGAUUAUCGAUGGUUUUCGUAUUGCCAUUUUAGUUAUAAACUUUCUGUUGUUGUUGGACAUAAUUCGAGUUAUGGUAAUGAAAUUAAAACGUGGUAGCGUAUCUCAACAGGUUAAGUCAACGUUUCGAGCAACAUUAUUCUUGAUACCACUUUUUGGUAUUCACAUUGUUAUCAUUACCAACAGAAACAUCGUUCCUAGCAAUACGUGCGAAGCGCAGGAUAUUUAUUACUAUAUUAGUUAUUUAGUUGAGGGGUUACAAGGAAUCAUGGUAGCUCUUUUGUUCUGUUAUAUUAAUUCAGAGGUACGAGGGGAGCUGGAAAAUGCUUUCAGAAAAUUUGUGCUAUAUUUGGAACAAAGAUUCGACCUAAAAUUUGAAAAAAAGGAGGACUUGAGGAGAGCAACAACAGCAACUUACGUAGAGGCGUAUAAUCGUAAAUAGAUAUCAUUUUGAUUUAGGAACAUAUCAUCAUUUCUCGCUUUUGUGAUCUAUUAGAUAUGUAAGAUAAACUUACUUAGAUGUUAGUUUAGACGUUUAGAAAAUGCACUUUAGUUUUUUCUGAAAUCAAUAAAAUGACAUAAUUUCUGAAAAUGUUUUGGAUAAUGUCGAAAUUAAACUUGACAAUAAUGAGUUACAGGUCAAUUUAAUGAUUAUUUUGAGGUGCUUAAGGCGAUAUCAACAUAAGUUUUAAUCCGAAAAGUUAUCCUUUUAAGUCAUUGACAACACAGUUUACAUGUAAUAGUUAUUAAUUAGAUUUGUUUGUAUGACUUAAGAUUAUACUUUUAUGGUAAGUUGUAUGAACUCCCAUAUCUUUAAGUACAACCAAAUUUUGUAUCGAUAAAAUCGCAUAGAAAUUUUUAAUACCUAAGUGUUAUGAUAUGAGGAUACGUUGAAGUAGGUUAAGUGGCAUGUUAUGUGAAAGGACAUAUUCAAAAAGUUGUAAGUAAAUUGAUGACUAGAUCCAAUUAUUUAAAAAAGAACAUAUACAAGAAAAAAACCUGUAGAAAUUUUUGGAAGUUUUUGAUCAACUGUGUUAUAAAAUAAGUUUAGAGAUAUUAUCUACAUUUCGUCAAUGAAUUAUUGUUAUAAAUACUAGAUCUUUAAGUAGAUUAGUUUUUAGUAGAAUAAGAAUAUUUUUUGUAACA
Messenger RNA from Zophobas morio, 2699 nucleotides. Its product is annotated as calcitonin gene-related peptide type 1 receptor-like. The transcript has 8 exons. The coding region runs from base 463 to 1995 and encodes 510 amino acids. The record is from RefSeq and is a predicted model, not a curated record. Gene Ontology annotation, biological process: adenylate cyclase-modulating G protein-coupled receptor signaling pathway; cell surface receptor signaling pathway. Gene Ontology annotation, molecular function: G protein-coupled peptide receptor activity; peptide hormone binding. Gene Ontology annotation, cellular component: plasma membrane. NCBI's taxonomy places the organism in Eukaryota, Metazoa, Arthropoda, Insecta, Coleoptera, Tenebrionidae.